Messenger RNA from Tachysurus fulvidraco (yellow catfish), 1757 nucleotides. RefSeq names its product solute carrier family 25 member 11 (gene slc25a11). The transcript is spliced from 8 exons. Gene Ontology annotation, molecular function: sulfate transmembrane transporter activity; succinate transmembrane transporter activity; antiporter activity. Lineage: Eukaryota; Metazoa; Chordata; Actinopteri; Siluriformes; Bagridae. Bases 185 to 1105 code for a protein of 306 amino acids. Gene Ontology annotation, biological process: succinate transmembrane transport; mitochondrial transport; phosphate ion transmembrane transport. The record is from RefSeq and is a predicted model, not a curated record. Gene Ontology annotation, cellular component: mitochondrial membrane.
UCGUUAGCCGUUAGCUUAGCGGGCCCUUUUUCCAUUGUUUACGUGCGCGCACCCUGUUCACGUGACCACAUGUUGUGCUUCUGAUUGGCUCAGACGUUUUACGUGCGCGCUCGCCGGUGUGUCACCUUGCUGCUCAGGGUUUAAGUGUCUCAGACGCCUCAGAAACAUAAAGCAGUGCAGCAGCAUGGCGUCGGGGACAGUGAACCCGAAAAGCUCCCCAAAGUCCAUCAAGUUCCUGUUCGGCGGCUUGGCGGGGAUGGCAGCUACAGUGUUUGUUCAGCCUUUGGACCUGGUGAAGAACAGGAUGCAAUUGAGCGGUCAGGGUUCGAAGGCUCGGGAAUAUAAGACGAGUCUGCACGCUGUGGCCAGCAUCCUGCGUACUGAAGGAGUCCGAGGCAUCUACACAGGUCUCUCGGCCGGUCUCCUCAGGCAGGCGACCUACACCACCACUCGUCUGGGGAUUUACACGAUUCUGUUUGAGAAACUGACGAAAGCAGAUGGAACUCCUCCCAAUUUCUUUAUGAAGGCGCUUAUCGGGAUGACGGCCGGAGCCACAGGAGCGUUUGUCGGCACUCCGGCCGAAGUGGCGCUCAUCCGCAUGACCGCAGACGGACGACUUCCCCCUGAUCAGAGGAGAGGUUACACAAACGUCUUUAAUGCUCUGAUCCGAAUCACCAGGGAGGAGGGAGUCACAACACUGUGGCGGGGCUGUGUACCCACCAUGGCGAGGGCAGUAGUAGUGAAUGCAGCACAGCUGGCUUCUUAUUCCCAGUCUAAACAAGCUCUAUUGGACACAGCUUAUUUCUCUGAUGGCAUCCUGUGCCAUUUCUGUGCCAGUAUGAUCAGUGGGCUCGUGACCACAGCCGCCUCCAUGCCAGUCGACAUAGCUAAAACCAGGAUUCAGAACAUGAGGAUGAUCGACGGCAAGCCGGAGUACAAGAACGGACUCGACGUAUUGAUUAAGGUGGUGAGGAAGGAAGGCUUUUUCAGCCUGUGGAAGGGUUUCACACCGUACUACGCCCGUCUCGGCCCUCACACUGUCCUCACCUUCAUCUUCCUCGAGCAGAUGAACAAGUUCUACCGGAUCUACUUCCUGGACUCAUAGAGUCCUAAUGGGAACUCGCACAGCUCGGGACGGCUGAGGUUCUUAGCCGCUUGGGGGUCUCUCUCUGUGUGUGUGUGUGUGUGUCUUGUGUUUUCUAACACACUCUCCUUGACUUGCUCUGACUCAGAGUUGUGUAAUGAUGAUGUUGAAGGUCAGGUGAGUGAGUAAGCUCUUCCAGCACUCCUGACUAGCUCUGAUGCUAGGUUUAGGUAGCAUAGGGAGAGUAACGUGGGAGUGCUGAUGACGGGGAAGUCAUUCAGGGUGUGUUAGAACUCUGCACGUUUUCUGUUCCUCCUCACGGUCUCAUCGUCCGGUGUGUGUCCUCCAAGUUCGUUUUCCUCUCCCUCUCGACCCGACACUCGGCUCAGAACCCCACGCCGCUUAUCGGACUUUCAGAACAGCAAACACAAGGAAAUGGAAGUAGAAGCCACACAGUGACCCCGUUCUCAGUUUAUUAAAUUUUAAUUAAAAAGAUUAAAUCUGAAUUUUCUUCUUUGAAUCCAGUCUUAAUGAUGACGAUGAUGUGUGUGUCUGGGUGUAAAAGCUAAUGACAGAAUGAAAAGCUAUAGAAAUCUCUCUCUCUCUCUCUCUCUCUCUCUCUCCCAAUGUCUCUCAUUUAUAGUGAAAAUCCUUAUUAAAGAAGGUUCUCUGA